Molecule: messenger RNA, 1880 nt
Organism: Schistocerca cancellata (South American locust)
Lineage: Eukaryota; Metazoa; Arthropoda; Insecta; Orthoptera; Acrididae
Gene: Adck5
Exons: 11
Coding region: 27-1679 (550 amino acids)
Source: RefSeq, a predicted model, not a curated record
UGUUGGGUGUACGUGCAGUUGACUUCAUGAUGAUAUUUAAGCAGAGUUUUACUGUUAUCAAGAGAAUAUCAAGGUUACACUCCACACAGCAUGUUAAUGGAAAACUGCCUUCAUCAAGGAGAUAUGCAAAAUAUGGUUUGUUUGUACUGGCUGUGGGAGGAGCUGCUACAGCUUACUCACUACAAACUGAACAAGAAAAGAGGGUCCUGAGGGUAGCUGUGAGUGGGGUGGGCAGAUUUUUGAGAUCAUUGCGAGUGGGCCUGAAAAUCUCAUUUGAUUAUUGGUGGUCUUUACAUGGCCUGGAUGAAAUGUCAGACGAAUAUGUUGAGGCACUGAAACCAAUUCACCAGAGAGCUGCAGAUAGUAUUCUGGAUGGCUGUCUGAAGAAUGGUGGACUUUAUGUCAAACUGGGUCAAGGUCUUGUCUCAUUAAACCACAUUUUGCCUCGUGAAUAUCUCGAAACGCUUAAGGCCCUUCAGGAUAAGUGCUUGACUCGUGAAACAGGAGAAGUUCUUCAGUUAUUUAUGGAAGACUUUGGAAAACCGCACACAGAGAUAUUUGAAACUUUUGAUGAGGAGCCUAUAGCAGCAGCUAGCCUUGCCCAGGUGUUCCGAGCUACCACUAAGAAUGGUGAAGAAGUUGCGGUGAAAGUGCAAUACAUCGAUCUGCAGGACAGGUUUAUAGGAGAUAUACUAACAAUAAAAUUUCUUCUGAAGUUGAUUGGUUGGAUGCACCCAAAAUUUGACUUUGAGUGGGUACUGUUGGAAUUGAGGGACACACUAGAGCAAGAACUUGAUUUUUUAAAUGAGGGGAAAAAUUCUGAAAGGUGUGCAAGAGACCUGUCACAUUUCCCAUUUGUUUACGUACCUAAGGUUUACUGGAAUUUAAGCAGCAAAAGGGUACUCACUACGGAAUUCGUGCAUGCUACUAAAGUGAAUGAUGUACAAGGAUUGCGGAAUUAUGGCUUUUCUCUUUCUGAUGUCGACGAAAAGCUUUUCAGAGCAUUUGCUGAACAAAUAUUUCACACUGGUUUUGUUCAUGCUGAUCCACAUCCAGGAAAUGUGCUUGUUCGUAAAGGAAAGAAUGGGAAAGCUGAACUUGUCCUGUUAGAUCAUGGUUUAUAUGAAUAUUUACCAUCGACUAUAAGACAGUCAUUAUGUAAACUAUGGAAGUCAAUUGUUAUGAACGAUCACCCAAGUAUGAAACGGUAUGCAGCUGAACUUGGCGUUAAAGACUAUGAACAGUUAUCUGAAAUUCUAACACAGAGGCCACUAAGGAUGUCAAACUAUGUAUUGAAAGUGAGUCUUAGUGAUGAUGAUAUGAAAUACAUGACAGAAGUAGCUCGUAAAAAAUUUGACAAAAUAAUGACAGCUCUCCGAAUGAUGCCAAACUCUAUGCUAUUAGUAAUCCGGAACAUAAACACAAUAAGAGCAAUAGCAAAAGAGCAUGGCGAUCCUGUUGACCGCUACACUGUGAUGGCUAGAAGUGCAACUCAAGGUGCCUUUAAAUUUGAAGGAGCUGGCCUCUCCCAUAAAGUCUUGGCCUUCAGAGAAAGGACAUCUUUUGAAAUGAAAUUAUGGUAUGGUCGGUUAAGGUAUGCACUGCUCCAGUACUUAAUAAGAAUUUUACAACUGUUUGGAAGAGUACCAGAUGCUGUAGUAGGAGCAAUGAAUGCAUAAUUGAACAGUUGUGAUACCAAAGUUACUAUUAAUAUGUAUAUCAGUGUUCAGUAUAUUGGAGAUCAGUGCAAAUGAUGUGUUAUAAUUUUGAUACCUCACUUUGCCAUAUAUUUUGUCACAAACUAUUCAACAAAUGUUAUUGUUAUAUUCUUGUAAACGGCUUUAAAGAAAUAAUAAAAUUUUAGUAAUCAUUUUUGUAAA